AUGUCUCAUGUUCAGCCCGACGAGCAGGACCUGCUCCAGAAAUACCAGCAAGAGCGUGAAAAACGCAUUGCGGAUACAGCUAUCAUCGACUACAUAGACACGCGAUCAAAAGAAAUUCAAGAUCUUGCCAAGGACCCAUGGGUUGAUUGGAACGACCCAAAGAUUCAGAAUCCUCCCCUCAAGGAUGGAGACAGUGUAAAGUUUCUAGUCAACGGAGCUGGGCACUGUGGCCUCCUCUACGCUUGUCGUUUGGUCGAGGCUGGGUUCAGCGCAAAAGACAUUGUAUGCGUUGAUAUAGCGGGUGGAUUUGGCGGCACCUGGUACUGGAAUCGGUAUCCUGGGCUCAUGUGUGAUGUCGAAGGUUACAUCUAUCUGCCGCUUCUAGAGGAGACAGGGUAUGUGCCCAAACACAAAUAUUCUUACGGCGCCGAAAUUCGCGGUCAGAAUGAGCGAGCUGCUAAGCACUUUGGCAUCCAGGGCCAGUUUUGUACCAGGAUCGAUUCGCAAAUUUGGGACGACGACAAGAAGGUUUGGGUCGUACAGUUGACACGUACCAUGGAUGCAAAUGCGAAGACUGAGCGAUUGACUGUUUUUGCGGAUUUUGUCAUUGUCGGCGGUGGCGUCCUGAACAUUCCAAAGAUCCCGAAGCUCCCAGGUUGGGAAGAAUUCAGAGCCAAGAAACGUGUAUUUCACUCAGCUCGUUGGGACUAUACUUAUACGGGCGGUACCCAGGAACAGCCAGACUUGGUCAACCUCAAAGACAAGACAGUUGCAAUCAUUGGUACAGGGGCAACUUCGGUGCAGAUCAUACCCGAAUUAGCCAAGUGGGCCAAACACUUGUACGUUGUACAGAGGACACCGUCAUACUGUGGGUAUCGCGCCCGGCGACUCAAUUACAAUGCAUGGGUCAGCAACAACCCUCAAGGUUACGGGCCGAAUCUUGUGAACGAUGGAUGGACUCAUACUCCAGCUGGCGAAGGUCUUUUGGGCACAACCAGGAAGAUAGUCGAGCCACACGAGACGGAAGCAUACAUACGAGAACUCCAUCGGAUUGACCGACCGCGUACUGAAGCCUUACGCAAGCGUAUUGACGACGUGGUCAAGGAUAAAGACACAGCCGAGAAGCUAAAGCCAUGGUACGGCAGCUGGUGCAAGCGCCCCACUUUUCACGACGAUUACCUGGCAACAUUCAACCAACCCAACGUCACCUUGAUCGACACCGACGGAAAGGGCUUGCAGGCAUUCACCGAGAAUGGCCUAGUGUAUGACGGUCAGGAGUACAAAAUUGACGCUCUAGUCCUCGCAACUGGAUUUACUCAAGUUAACAACGGCGAUGUUUCUCAAAAGAUUGAUGCAGUUAUUCAGGGAAGAAAUGGGCAAACCAUGUCCCAUAAAGCGGAGACUAUGGGUAACGCGCCACUUCUUGGCAUUGCCCUUUCAGGCUUUCCAAAUCUCUUCUCCUACUUUGCCCGCGGGGCUAGGGCUUCGUGGAACAUGACAUCCAUAUACGAUAUGAUGGCGAGAUAUCUAGCGUCCAUACUCAAGAAGGCACACAUGCAGGUGGAAGACGGGAAAAAGGUAAUCAUUGAAGCCAGUCCAGAAGCUGAAAGCAAAUGGGGUGACGAGCUCGCAAGGAGGGCGCCUUUGUAUAGUGCGUUGGCUGCCUGCACGCCCACCUACUUUACUGGGGGAUUUGAAGGUCUCAAAGCUAAGAAAUCACAAAGCAUGGAAGAAUUGGUGAGAAAGGCGAGGACGGCGGGACUUGCCGCAGGCCCAGUCGCUUACCAGGAGAAAUUAGAAAGCCUUGCAGCUAGUCCAGAGGUUGAAGGCUUCAAGGUCAGUGUUGCUGCUUAA
Messenger RNA from Bipolaris victoriae FI3, 1854 nucleotides. RefSeq lists its product as hypothetical. The transcript has 3 exons. Bases 1 to 1854 code for a protein of 617 amino acids. NCBI's taxonomy places the organism in Eukaryota, Fungi, Ascomycota, Dothideomycetes, Pleosporales, Pleosporaceae. The record is from RefSeq and is a predicted model, not a curated record.